UUCCGAGAUCAUUCUUGGGAUAUUUCAUGGCCACUUGGUGCCAUUAACCUCACACCCGCGACUAGAAGGUCCUUGAUUGGAUCUAGAAUCAGCCAACAUGUCGGGCGUACAAAUUUCAAUGGAUCAGAACCUGAUCAUCAUCCUCAGCACGGUGAUUCCGGGAACUGUCGUCAUUGUCGCUGGCCUGACCGCUUUCCUCUGCAUCAGGAGAAGAAGGCGUGGGACACUGUUCAACCGCGGCAUCACUCCAAUCGGUGACGACGAGAUAGCAACAUGGAAAAUCGGCCCGCAUAGUGAAAAAGAGGCCCUGCGGCCAAGCAUGCCGCCGCAUCACACACCAACGCCGUCGACAACUUCUUUCAAAUCACCCAGUGUCAUCCAGUACACCACGAGCGCACGCCCGUCCUUUGAUUUGACCUCGCCUGUGCCGCUGCUCAACAAGAAGAUCAGCAUUGACCUCCCACAAUUUCCUGGCACGGCUGUGCUUGCUCGUGCGCCGAAUGCGCGGUCUGGUCUUACGGACGAGACAGUCCCCGGCGACGAGCCUUUCGUCGAUACCCUUAAACGCCAGCCCUCCAAGCUCUCCAAACGACAAACCAGUAGCAGAGCCUCACUGGACCAACGUGGCCGGGGCUCUAGGACCAACAGCCUCAAGAACUCCCCAGACCACGGAAAGAGUCUGGAUCUGCCCCGCCAGUCUAGUGAUGGCUCACGCAAGGGACACUCCAGAAUAUACUCGACGUCCUCAGUGCCACCCGUCCUGUCGUCAAGCGAGUGUGCUCACUUCUCUGCACUAUCUCCGCCCCCUCCGCCUUCAAGAGGUCGGAAGGAAGACAUUGGGCGCGCCAUUGGCUAAAUAGCUCCCCCUUUGCCGACACAGUUAGGGCAGCAGAAAGCUCUUCUCAUCUCUUCGAUUUUCAUACUGCAAGAAUAGCUUCAAGAGCACUUGCUUCCUCUUUUACAACCACUUUCAUCUUUUUUUCGGGCAGACUGCCUGCGUUAUUUAGCAAGUCG
Molecule: messenger RNA, 1014 nt
Organism: Microdochium trichocladiopsis
Lineage: Eukaryota; Fungi; Ascomycota; Sordariomycetes; Xylariales; Microdochiaceae
Exons: 1
Coding region: 98-856 (252 amino acids)
Source: RefSeq, a predicted model, not a curated record